GACGUGGCGUCGCUGCUGGCCGCCCUGGGCAGAAACAGAAAGCCGCGGCUGUUGCUUGGUUUGUUUGGUGCGGGAGACGGCUGCUUCUUCUCAGCAUAUACAGGAUUUAAGCACGAAACAGUUAACUUGAGUGUAAACACUAACAUCUCUUCGCUUAUUAACUCACAGGACAAUGAAUGGUAAGUCAACGAACGGUUCGUUGGGGGGAAUGGCCUGUAUCGAGGGUCUGCCCCCCCUGCCGAAGAGCCUGAGCGGCUUGCUGAACUCAAGCGGCGGCUCCUGGAGAGACAUGGAGAGGAUGUACGUAAAGAAAACCAUGAUCCAGGACGAUCUGAGCCGAGGCAGGAACAACGCCGACAACCUGCUGGCCAACAAGCCGGCCAACCUCGACGCUGCUCUGGCACUUCUGCGGAAAGAAAUGGUGGGUUUGCGUCAGCAGGACAUGUCCCUGCUGUGCCAGCUGUGGUCGCUCCACGAGUCGAUCCAGGAGUACAAGGGCAGCUGCCAGGACCUGAGCGCAGCCUCCAGCCUCAGCAUGAUGGAGAACGGCUACUUCGACGAGGAUGACGAGUAUUACCCGGAGCCUGGCGCCACUCCCACCGGGGAACAGCCGGACGGAGAGGUUGGAGACGGGAUGGCAACGAUGGCAGAGGACAAGAAUGGGAGCAUCAGCGGCAAAGACGACAGCUGGGACUCCUUUCACGUUACCAUCUGAGGCCUCAUUCUCACCUUUUUUUUUUCUGCAGAUGGAUACAUAUUUUGGGGGUGAAAGACUUGAGUUGCUCAGGAAGCCUUUUGGCCUCCAAGAAGGAACUGGUUGAUUAGGGGUAGCAGUUUGUGCUAUGGAAAUACCAUAAUAGACUCCAGUUUAAGUUCAGCUCCUCCUCAGAUGAAACACAUCCCUGCUUAUGCUGCAGAAGUUUUUUUUUUUUUGCUUUUGCAGCGUAACCAGGAGCUUCAUCAGACUGCGGAGCUGAGAGGCUCGGUGUUUUGACAAGCAGCUUGCUGACACUCUCUCAAACUCAGGAGUUGAGAUGGAUUGUAUUCCAAGACUCCAUAUACUCAAAAUAUAGGCAAUAUAUAUUAGUUCUUUUUAUGAACAGCUCUGCUGCUGCUUCUAUAUCAAGUGGUUUUGCUAGCCAGUCACCCUUUUUGGCAGAACCUUUUUUACAUAUAUAAAAAUAUAUGAACAAAGUUGUAUUUAUUAUAUAAUAUAAAUAACAAAAUAUUUGCUUUCCUGUUACUCUCUACUGAUGUUUUGUACUGCAAGGGUGCAGCAUUUACAGGUUGGGAAUCCCAGAAAUUGGGACUUCAAAAGUGAACACAGAGGAUGGGACUUCUGAACUCGGUGUUGGUGAAAAAAGACGAUCGCCUGUGUGGACAUACUGAUGGGAGACAGUGGUGUGUGUGUGUGUGUGUGUGUGUGUGUGUGUGUGUGUGUGUGUGUGUGUGUGUGUUACUUUUAAGUGGUGAAAUAAUUCAUUUAUAAAUCCAGAUGGUCGGGACAGAUGUUUUCAGACCUGAAGAACGGAGAAAAGUCUUCAUACCUGCUCACAGUGUAAACAUGCUUGAAACCAGAGUGAGGUUUGGUACAGGACUGAGGGCUACACUUUCUGCCUUUUUUAAGAUGCUCUAAAAUGUGAAAUCUUCAAAAUGCUGGAGACAGAUUUAACCUGAACUUUCAAAGCUGUUAGUGCUUGGACUCAUUACGGGCAACUUUGAAGCGUCACUGUUUUUAUGACUGGUUGGUGUAAAAGGCCCAGAUGGUUUUGAUCUGGCAAAUUGCGUUUUAUACUCUGCUGUGGGUAAUCCCUUUCAAGAUACAUCAGCUGAGGAGUUAAAGCAUAAUCCCAGUAAUUACAACUUGGGUCUCGCUUUCAUAUUUAUGGCCAUCAUUGCUAUGUAAUAAGUUAAUUGCUCCGAGAUCUGAAAGUCAGACAGGGGAAGUAACAUGAGCAGUUAAGUUGCCAUGUGCAAUAUCAUCAUAACUGACAGAAACGGCUAUGGAAAUUGUAAUCGCCAUACAACAACAUAGCCAUGUAUAGCAAGUGCUUACUAGCCAGCAUCGGUUGAAAAUAA
Sander lucioperca (pikeperch) is the source of this 2079-nucleotide messenger RNA. RefSeq names its product family with sequence similarity 89 member A (gene fam89a). The transcript is spliced from 2 exons. Bases 173 to 715 code for a protein of 180 amino acids. Lineage: Eukaryota; Metazoa; Chordata; Actinopteri; Perciformes; Percidae. The record is from RefSeq and is a predicted model, not a curated record.